Penicillium atrosanguineum is the source of this 603-nucleotide messenger RNA. Its product is annotated as kinetochore Spc24 family protein. NCBI's taxonomy places the organism in Eukaryota, Fungi, Ascomycota, Eurotiomycetes, Eurotiales, Aspergillaceae. The record is from RefSeq and is a predicted model, not a curated record. The transcript has 3 exons. Bases 1 to 603 code for a protein of 200 amino acids.
AUGUUGCUCGACGAGGAUCCUGGUACUCUCAUCCACCACACGGUCGGCAACUUCAAUAUCCACCCGGACAAACAAGCUGUCACGCGCAUCAAUGACUCGCUAGCCACACUCCAGCAGUCGCGCGACCUGCGCAUUCGAGAGGCCGAAUCCUCACUGCGCAAACUUGGUCGCCAGCUCAACUCUGUGAACGCCCAACACGAAGAGGCCGUGGCAGUGCACGACUCCAGCAAACAUGCCGAAGAAAUCGUGCAGCUGGACACCAAGAAAUUCCGAAUCGCCAAGGCAGCCACCGAACUCGAGGUCGAAAGCGAGCGCCUAGAAAGUGAGCUGGAGAUGCUCAAGGAGAAGCUGGCAGAUCUGGAAUCACAGGGUCUCGAGGGUGAUGAGACCACGCGGCGUGAGCGCGAGGCGGAUGACGCGACAAUACUGCGACUUAAGAUCUUCCGUUCUUUGGGCGUCGAUAUUGAGCCUGAUGAGGCCGGAAACUUCAACCGGGCGGUUAUUCGCAAUAGUCGCAAGGGUGAUGUGCAUGUCGUCAACAUCGAUCCCAAGUUCUCCCGCUUUUUCUACGCCAACUACUUUUGGUCCACGAUGCAGGGUUGA